UCGCAGGUCGCUUAGGGCCGCGGUCCGAUUCAGACCUGAAGCCCCUAGCUUCCGGCCACACGCAGUGCCGCCCUGGCCUCAGUUUCCCCACUUCUAAAGAAGGGGAGUCAUGCUGCCCUGUUUCUUGUUUCUCUCCAAAAACAUCAGCCCUUCGCUGGUGUCCCUGCGCAACGCGCGCCGGGGCUUCGCGCUCCCGCCGCUCCGGGUCUCCAGGCGCCUCUCGCGCCCGGGGCGCACUGCCCCCCUGCGCCUGAUGGCAGCAGCCGCCGCCUCCGGGAACCCAACCGGGCCCGCCUCCGCCCACUCCCGGGUGCGCCAGAACUUCCACCCGGACUCCGAGGCUGCCAUCAACCGCCAGAUCAACCUGGAGCUCUACGCGUCCUACGUGUACCUGUCCAUGUCCUAUUACUUCUCCCGAGAUGACGUGGCCCUGAACAACUUCGCGGGAUAUUUCCUUCGCCAGUCCCGAGAAGAGACCAAGCACGCGGAAAAGCUGAUGAGGCUGCAGAACCAGCGGGGAGGCCGGAUCUGCCUGCAGGACAUCAAGAAACCAGACCAGGACGAUUGGGAAAGCGGGCUGAACGCCAUGGAGUGUGCGCUGCUCUUGGAGAAGAAUGUGAAUCAGUCGUUGCUCGAAUUGCACACUCUGGCCUCAGACAGAGGUGACCCCCACUUGUGCGACUUCCUGGAAACUCACUAUCUGAAUGAGCAGGUGAAGUCUAUCAAAGAACUAGGUGACCACGUGCAAAACUUGAUUAAGAUGGGGGCCCCAGAUUCUGGCCUGGCAGAGUACCUCUUUGACAAGCACACCCUUGGAGAUGAAAACAAUCAGGACUAAGUAACCCACAGGCUGCCCUCCUCACUGCCCAGGCUGUGACAAGACCCAGUCCGCAGACUCCUGCUUUCUUGCCCUUAAAAUGAACCUCUAUCUUUAUACACCAUAAUGCUGUCCCAAUAAAGUGACUUGUAGAGAAAAGGAAGUUGGCCUCAUAUUAACAAGGGCUUUUUGUCCAACAUCAAAGUAAUUUUUCCAGCUGAAAGGUAGCCCACAAUACCACAGUAUAAAAGACUGUGAAAAAGCUACUGAGAGUAGAUGCAAACUUUCUCCAGUUAUCAAAUAUUAUUCCAGACCAUGAACCUUCACUAAAAUUCUGCAAUUUUCAACUGCACAAGUGCUCAUUAUUUUCAAGACCUUAUACUAAAGACUAAAGUGGGGAGAUGUGUAAGAUAAAUAUGCAAAUAACUCUAACAAGAUGAAGAAGAUAUACAGUACUGUAAAAACCAUGUAAGCAAAAUUCCACGACAGCUUUUACCUUUUCCCAGCAUGUUCCAAGAAAAAGUGAUGUCUGGCGAUGAUCUGUUUUUAAAGGAUUUUGUGAUCAAAUAAAUUUAAGAAAAGCUACACAAAGUAUCAAUGCUGGCCUUGGAAAGUCACAAUGUCUAUGAGCAUUUAAGGGCUCUGGGAAGUCUUGCAAUUAAAAACA
This is a messenger RNA of Lutra lutra (Eurasian river otter), 1484 nucleotides long. RefSeq names its product ferritin mitochondrial (gene FTMT). The coding region runs from base 110 to 838 and encodes 242 amino acids. Gene Ontology annotation, cellular component: mitochondrion; cytoplasm. The record is from RefSeq and is a predicted model, not a curated record. The transcript has a single exon. Lineage: Eukaryota; Metazoa; Chordata; Mammalia; Carnivora; Mustelidae. Gene Ontology annotation, molecular function: ferrous iron binding; ferric iron binding. Gene Ontology annotation, biological process: iron ion transport; intracellular iron ion homeostasis.